GGAAAAGUACACGACACACGAAAAGAAGGAAGCACCGUUUGUUCGACCGGCAUUGGUCAAUUGCAUCAGUGUAGGAAGAGCACGAACGUAGGAUGGGAUCGAAACUGCGUGCGAGGGACACGUCCAUGUACCCUUGAUCAGAAACUCAGCGUCAUGAAUUGGUCUGACAUACACGCAUACACCACUCACACAAAUAACCCACACGCGAUGCUGCCUGCCCCUUCUCCCCCUCUGCCGCCUGGCUGUCUAUCUGCCAGUCAUUUCAUCUAUUUCUUGUAUUGUGUGUCAGGUUUGACGGUGACGACCGUCUGUUGGUGCGUCACAGCGUCUCCCUCCCUCACGCGCACACUCGUGACGGUCCCAGCGGCCGGUGUGCGCAGGAUGGUCUCCAUUUUCAUGGCCUCAAUCACCACCACACCGUCGCCCUGCUUGACCUGCUGCCCCUCGUCCACCAGGACCUUGACCGCCUUGCCGUUCAUCGUCGCGCGAACCUCCACGCCCUCACCGGCCUCACCAAUGUCAAUAUACACGUAGCCCAAGAGGCUCUGCCCACAGAACAGAGCGGAUGACGGAUGAAUGGAUGGUGAUCCAGUGUGUAGCAUGAGUGUACCUCACCUUGCCGGGCCUGUCAGGAGCCCCACCAAGUCCUCCAGCUGGCAGGAUGGUCACCCCUCCCUCCCCCUCGGCACCCUGGACCGACGUGUCCUCGGUCCACUCCUCACUGGCGAUGUCAUGCUCCACCUGGCUGUAGUCUCUCAUCACAGGCAGGCACACCUCACCGGCAGCAGACAGCAAGGCGUCGUCAAUGGGCUCCAGAUGCACUACACACUGGCCGCCAUCGUUGCGAAUGGACACCGAUAUGCUCGACGCCUAUGAGGCACUCAGGAAGCGAUCCCUCGUUACAGGGAAAUGUCCGCACUUUCUUACCUCAGUAGGACCACCACCAGGCGCUUCACUUUUGCCGUCCUCGUCCUCAUGACUCACAGGGGCGAUCUGGAGCACGCCAGAACUCUCAGACGGCGACGACCCACCGAAUGACCAACACGCUGCAUAGUGCUCCGGCUGUUCAUCACCCCCUCCGCUGUCCAACUGUACUCGAAGGCGAUAGAGCGGUGAAGGCGAGGCCGCCCCAUUAACUGGCGGAGUGGCCGGGGGCACUGUAUAGUGGGCGGGGAAGGAGGCAGGGGUGCGCAACACGUCCACACGAACACCUUGACAGACAGACAACCGAGCCACCAUCAUUGUGUGCUUCACUGGUGGCUGCGUACAUGUCUACCUGUAGGUUCCUGCGGUUGGUCAGGGGAGGCCGGGGAGGGAAGAAAAGACCACUGACGGCCGACCGAUGGCAGCGUCACUCGAUAACCUGACAGACACAGAAGGCACACACAAGCGUUCUGACUGACCGAUGCGAUGAGCAUCUUUCUUGUUUGUACCAUAAAGCGAGUGCCAGGGCGACGUGUGUGUCUGCUGCCCUCCCGGCGCACCCCUCAGCACCUGACUGGCGUGCUAACAGACGACAAACAGAUAGAUCAGCACCCACUGAAAUUGAGCGGAUUAUUCACCUCCUUGAGAGUGAGUGAGAUGGCGGCUGUCGUGCAGAGCUGCGGAAACGCCUUCUUUGACAUUUCUCCGCCACGAGUGUCACCAGGG
Messenger RNA from Vitrella brassicaformis, 1650 nucleotides. The record is from the annotation of a GenBank genome assembly. Lineage: Eukaryota; Vitrellaceae.